GAAGAAAAACAACAACACGAUAAUAAUUAUGAAUUAUUAAUCAAGGAUAAGAAAAGUAAAUCUUUUCAAGGUGAUCGUUAAAAAGGAAAAAUAUCGGAAUGACGAUUCGUGUUCAAUCUAGUGACAUAUACAUAUCAUACAUACACAUACAUAUACACCCACACACAUAUAUAUAUAGUUGAAUGUAUAACGGUAUUAUGUAUGUAUAUACGAUCUUAGAAGUCGCAGAUUUGUGGUCGUAAAGAUAGGUGUGUACUCAACAGUAUUUGAUCACCCGUUGGAUGAACAAAACGCUUCGUCUAACGCAUUCUCAGUCGACGAAGGAACGUUCUCUCGCGUGGUUCCCAUCUACAGGUGUGCGAGUGAUCAUCUCCCUUAGACGAGAGUGUAGCCAUCCAAGUAUGGGAGUCACUCACGCCAGCAGUCUAUUCGUCGUGCUCGCUGUAUUUCUGAUAACAGUGGAAGGAGGCGAUAUAAUACGCAAGAGUAUUGUUUUCGACAAGAACACGCCGGACGUGUUUUAUUGUCCCCAGCACAAGCCAACUGGAUUUGAAAAAAUGAUCGUAAAAGCGAAACCUUUAUGGAGGCUUUGUCAAUUUGAGGGUAAACCCAUUCCAGAAGAUUAUAAAAGCGACUGUUACAAUGAUGUCGACGAAUCGGAGUACGCUUGUAAGGAAAAAUAUAGAAUUAUGAUGAGACUCCAUCCACCGGGAAGCAAUACACCGUAUAACGGAACACGUCUUUCGAAAUUUCUUACUGUCGAUAAAAAUGAAUAUGUAAAAAAGAAUCGAGUAUAAUUUUAUUCUAUUAUUUAUUUGUUGAGAAUUACAUAUGAAGAAAGAAUAUAUUAUUAUAACAUAUUAAAAAAGAAAAAGAUUAAUAUAUCAGCAAUAAUAUAUCAGCAUUGCUUAAUUAUAUACAUGGUAUAAAACUAUAUACAAGUAUUAUGUCUGUGUUAUAUCAUUCAAUUUGUGCGCAUAUGCAUGCUAAAAUUAUUGAGAUCUUUUAAUAAAUAUUCAUACUCCAAA
Molecule: messenger RNA, 1028 nt
Organism: Vespula vulgaris
Lineage: Eukaryota; Metazoa; Arthropoda; Insecta; Hymenoptera; Vespidae
Exons: 4
Coding region: 282-797 (171 amino acids)
Source: RefSeq, a predicted model, not a curated record